AUGCCGUUCGUAUUGGAAGUGAACAAUGCACCUACCAUCGGCCCUCUCAUGCGCAACCCGUUCCUUAUCCUCCGUCUGGUCUUCUUGGCCCUCUUCACCUUCUUCGCUUUCUUGUCCUUGGUUGUUGCCGCAUGGAAUGUCAAUACCACAUUGUCGUUGGGGGAUUCAUCUCCUACGAGUCCCGGCUUGAUUAUCUUUGGGAGCAGCUUUACGUUUGUCUGUGUGGCCAUCGCUAUGGCAGACUUCUUCAGUCCCAAGUUCAAAACAUCCCAAAUCCAAUCUGAGUGCAUGUGGGUCGGAAUGCUAACUGUGUACAACCUCUCUCUGGCCAUUCUUACCUCGAUCAACGGGCCCGCAGCAUCAUGUAGUCGACUAAGCGAGAGUGCUUGUUCCUCUCUCAUGGUUCUUGUGCCGUUGACCUGGCUAAGCAGCUUCAUUUUCCUGGUCUACUUCUUGACCUUAUUCUUCUGCGCCGUGGCACAUAGAGAUCUUCCUGGAAAUAUCUGGAACAAGACAGCCUACGAAGUCCAGUGGUUUGCGCGGUGGCCAGAAGGCCAGAAGGAACAGCCCUUCCAAAACUUCUUACGCAAGACCAAGCUCUCGGAGGAUGAAGACCCAUAUGCGGAUUAUUACGAGGACAUCGAGUCAACCAGCGCGCGCAAGAACCACUACGGCCUUCGCAACUCCGUCGAGAUCAAGGCACCCUGGGCAAUGGGACAAACACGGCGUGGUGUCGACACGCCAUUCGCCAGACCCUCAGGCACCACCUCCAACCGCUCCUCGCCUACCCUUCUCCCUUCCAUUCCAAGCCGCAGCGCCACGACAGGGGCGGCUGGUUCGCGCUUCGUCGAGAAAUUCCGCGAGUCGAGCAUCCUAGCUCGUUCCGAGAGCCCAUCACACUACCACUACCACGCCCACACGAAUUCGUUCCCUCCAUCCGUCGAAGAUCUCGACAAACCCAUCCCCCUUCCUCGUCUCUCUGAAUGGGUCAGAGCUGAUGGGUUGAAGACGGGGCAUUAA
Molecule: messenger RNA, 1020 nt
Organism: Cyclocybe aegerita
Lineage: Eukaryota; Fungi; Basidiomycota; Agaricomycetes; Agaricales; Hemipholiotaceae
Source: the annotation of a GenBank genome assembly